Dentiscutata heterogama is the source of this 816-nucleotide messenger RNA. Lineage: Eukaryota; Fungi; Glomeromycota; Glomeromycetes; Diversisporales; Gigasporaceae. The record is from the annotation of a GenBank genome assembly.
AUGAUAAUAUUAGAUAGCAUUCAGCAAGAAGAACGAUAUAAUUUUAAUGAUGAGGAUCUUAAUUUUAAAUUGGGUCGACUCAAAUCAGGUGCUGGAAACGUAUUUUCUGGUAAUCUAGUUAUACCAUUGGUAACAUCUCCAAUAAUAAAUUUCGAAUUAAUUCGAAAUGAAAAUGAACUACCUUAUUACGUAAAUUCUGUAUAUGAAGAUGAUCGUAAAUUUCUUUCAAGCAAAAAUUCUACAAAUAAUGUUAAAAAUAUUGAAGAAUCAAAAAUUUUUGAAAGAAUGAGAGAAUACCAAUAUAAUCAAGUUAUUGAGCAAAGCUCCUCUAAAAUAUCAUAUACCAGAUCAUCUAAUGUUUCGGCAUCAACUUGUAAAGAAAGUUCGAAAGAGAGGAAUGUUAACAAAGAUUGGUUAAUCGAGGCACCUAAAAAAGCAUGGGUUUGGAGGUGGUGGAAUCCGAAAGGUGGUAAUCAAGGUUUUGAUCCAUCAGACCUAUUAGGAGGAAACCUAAAAGGCAGUAAUCAAGGCUUUGAUCCAUCAAGUAUUUUAGGUGGCAAUGGUAGUGGUGGUCCAGAGCCGAAAUCCGUACCAGGUCGCGGUCAGAAUCAAUUACCUAAAUCCAGUUCUCAAAUGACUGAAGGAGCUAUGCUAACUUUAACGCAAUCGCAGUGGCCCCCUGACAAUACUAUUAUUGAACUAGAACUUCAGAUGAGCACGAGAGUUGUUGGUAUGUUUCAUGUUUUCUUAUAUAACAACUUACAAGCAGUGCCGGAUGAAAAGGCAAAAAAAAGAGAUUACUCUUCUAAUGGCAAG